AUGAAAAUAUAAAAAUUUCGAGCAUCUGGUUUGUUUGUUUUUUUUUGUUUUGUUUUGAAUGAGUUCAUCGUUUACAUUCGGAAUAAUUGACAACAUUGAAUUAUUUUAUGAUUGUUGGAAAUGAUGAAUUCUUAAUUGUUGCUGGAAUCGAUUAAAAAUGAAUUCAGUGUUUCCAAAUAAACGUCUGUUGCAUGUCCAUCUUCCAAAUCAACAGCGGACAAUUAUUCCUGUACAGGAUGGACAAACUGUACGUGAUGCAUUGGCACGUGCAAUGAAAAAACGGCAAUUAACUGUGGCUAUGUGUUCGGUAUCAUCAUGUGAUACGAAUCUGCCUAUUGCAUGGGAUUCCGAUGUUGCCGAUUUGAAUAAUUGUAGCAAAAUCGAAGUACGAAUAAUGACACAUCAGAUACGUCGUUCAUUUUUUAAAUGGACCAAUUGUGAAUAUUGUCAGAAAAUACUAUUCACCUGUUUACGUUGUCAAACAUGUGGUAUUAAAUUCCAUUCACGUUGUUCAUCACACAUUUCACCAAUGUGUCAACCAACCAAUCAAUAUCUAUUACAUUUAUUACAACGUAAUGGUCGUAAUAUUGAUCGUAUGCGAAUGGAUAUUAAACGUUCAAAUUCGGUUAGUUCAGAUACUCGAGAACGGUCAUCAUCGGAACCGAACAUUACAAUCAAUCUGAUCAAAGAUGUUAAAUUGAUUGAUUCGAAUGAAAAAGAUAUUGCCGCCACUACAACAACGGUACGUGAACCACGGGCACGUUCUGCAGAUGCAAGUUCAUUGAAAAAAAUUCGUCGAAAUUCAGCUUCAAAUCGUGAAUCGAUAAAAGAUUGGGAAAUUCCAGAAUCAGAAAUACAAAUAAAAGAAUGUAUCGGCUCCGGUUCAUUCGGUACGGUUUUUCGUGGUCUAUGGCAUGGACCAGUGGCAGUGAAAAAAUUGAAAGUAGCUGAACCAACACAAGCACAAUUGUUUGAAUUUAAAAAUGAAUUGGCCGUAUUACGUAAAACACGUCAUGUGAAUAUUAUUCUAUUCAUGGGUUAUGUUUCAAAACCACAGCUGAUGAUUGUAACACAAUGGUGUGAAGGAUCAUCCCUUUAUAAACAUUUGCAUGUAAUUGAAACGAAUUUCAAAAUGAAUCAAAUUCUGGAUAUUGGUAAACAAACAGCGCAAGGAAUGGAUUAUCUACAUGCAAAGAAAAUUAUUCAUCGUGAUCUUAAAUCAAAUAACAUUUUCUUGUCAAAAGAUUUCACAGUUAAAAUUGGUGAUUUUGGUCUGGCCACUGUGAAAUCACAUUGGGGUGGCCUACAGCCAACCAAUCAACCAACCGGAUCUAUAUUAUGGAUGGCACCAGAAAUCAUACGUGGUACAGCACAUUCAUUCCAGAGUGAUGUUUAUGCAUAUGGAAUUGUUUUGUUUGAAGUGGCUACCGGAAUGUUACCAUAUAAUCAUCUGAAUAAUCGAGAUCAAAUACUUUAUCUAGUUGGUCGUGGUUUUCUUAAACCAAAUCUUCAACAAGUACGUGAUGAUGUGCCGAAAAAAUUCAUUGCACUCAUUCAACAAUGUAUACAACUGGAUUGUAAACAGCGGCCAUUAUUUCAUACGAUCUCCGGUCUGUUGGAAAAUAUCCAGGUGCCAAGAAUACAUAGAGCCAUAUCUUUGCCAAAUUUAAAGCUUAAAACAAAUGGUGAUUUUGAUUUCGAUACCAUCGAUAUUGAUGAUUUUCGUUCCAUUGAAUCACCAUCAUUGGUUAAUUUUAAUAAUAAUUUUCCAUUUCGUAUUAUGGCUGAAAUAUGAGCUGAAAAUUUUUUUUCAAUUUAAUUCACCAAAUUCAAGGCCAAUCCACACAAAAUACAUCCCAAAUGUGAUUAUUAUCCAUUUUUUUUUGUUUUGUUUUUGGUUGUUGAAAAUUCCAAAUGGUCACACACACAAAAAAAACUAUUUGAAUUUCAAUAAUUCAUGGUGUUUAUGUUAAUCCAAAUAUUUCAAUGAUAAUGAAUUGAUAAUAAAACUGUAAAUGUCCACCGUA
Dermatophagoides farinae (American house dust mite) is the source of this 2027-nucleotide messenger RNA. The record is from RefSeq and is a predicted model, not a curated record. NCBI's taxonomy places the organism in Eukaryota, Metazoa, Arthropoda, Arachnida, Sarcoptiformes, Pyroglyphidae.